Messenger RNA from Vespa mandarinia (Asian giant hornet), 525 nucleotides. Its product is annotated as adenylate kinase 7-like. Lineage: Eukaryota; Metazoa; Arthropoda; Insecta; Hymenoptera; Vespidae. The record is from RefSeq and is a predicted model, not a curated record. Gene Ontology annotation, molecular function: nucleobase-containing compound kinase activity; ATP binding. Gene Ontology annotation, biological process: nucleobase-containing compound metabolic process.
GAUAGAGUAAGUUAAAUUUUUAGACAUUGUCAGACCUGUACUACGUUAAUCCGCAAAUGGGUGGAGGAGCGGUGGAGACCACAGAGGAUGAACUAGAAGAUGAGGAAGAGGUUGAAGAGGGGAAGAUAGAGGACGAAGUAAAAGAGGGCGAGGCCAUGGGCGAGGCGCACGUGAGCGACGAGGAAAGAGAAAAAAAGGUCACGGAGUCCGAACAGGAACCUUCGAGAAAAUACGAAGUGAUUGGUACGCUUCUGGAGUAUAAGUAUCCUUACCCCGAAGAAGUAACGAGAAUUAUCAGAGAUACAGACGAUCGUAAAGAUCUAUUGUCAGAGUUAAUGAAAUGCGGAGUUAUUAUUUACGACAUUACACAAGAUCGAAGUCAGGUUGGGGAAGCUUCUUGGGUAUUAGAAGGUUCGCACAUUUAUUAUGUUUCUCAAACAAGAAUUUCCCAGCGGUCAUACCUAAAACUGAGGAAUUAAGUAAGAUCUCUAUAAAAAGAAUUGGCCUGCUUCUUUGCAAGGAAGU